UCAACUGUCAGUCAUCUGAAGAAAAUCAUGUAUCUUCUUCAAACCAAAGCUUUUAAUUGAAAAUUCGAAUUUUCGAGAAUAUAAAUUACAAUACUUUCUUUCCUGUUACGUAAAUAGUCACUAGAUUAUUUUAAAUAAAUUUAUUAGUUGUCUUUUAUUUUUUAAAAGCAACAUUAAUAUCAUUGGGAUCUAUUGCAUCACCAAUAAAUUGUCUUACAUGGGCAUAAUUAUAGUAAAUACCCGAAAGAAAUGCCUUCUCAUGGAAUCGAUGAAGAGGAAAAACCAUGCAGAGCGUGUACGGAUUUCAAAACUUGGGCUAAAAAGCAAAACAGGGUUACAUCUCCCUCGCCGAGUAAACAGGAUAUACCUAAAAGAACAGAUUGCCCUUUAGACAAAGAUGAAUUGGGACGGUCAUCCUGGGGAUUCCUGCACUCUAUGGCAUCAUAUUUCCCAGAGAAGCCCACACACUCACAGUCAAGUGACAUGGCUAGAUUCUUCAACAUCUUUGCACAAUUCUAUCCAUGUGAACCGUGUGCUUUAGACUUUCAAGAAGACAUAAAAAAGAACCCACCAAAAACAAGCUCCAGAGACGAGCUGGCAAAAUGGCUGUGUGAACGUCACAAUACUGUAAAUGUUAAACUUGGUAAACCCAAAUUUGACUGCAGCAAAGUACACGAGAGGUGGCGAGAUGGCUGGCUCGAUGGUUCCUGUGAUUAAUAAAGUCACUUUGUAAGAAAAAUGUUGCCAUAAUAUAUGCCAUUAUAUUUAUUUUAUAUUGAAUAAUUAAAAUAUACCCAAGUUACCCAAUAAAGGUCUAAAAACUACCAAUUUAGAGGUAUUAUAAUAAUUUUUUUAUUCACUUGGUAAAUAUCAAAUAUCUACAAUUUAAACAUUUUAAGAAAUAAAAUGGCAACAUUUUUUAUUGAUAUGUUAGUACAAUAAAUUAGUGUUGCUCGGUUUUAGUAUGAGAUUUUAAAGGAUUUUUGUUGCUGUACACUUUACAAUUUUGUGUAAUUGUGCAUUUUGUAAAAAAAAGUAGUUCAAGUUUUAUAAUGUAUUUUGUAUAUAGAUGUAUGUGAAUGCGCACAUGUUUCUGAAUAUAUGACUUAUUAAAAUAA
Molecule: messenger RNA, 1118 nt
Organism: Galleria mellonella (greater wax moth)
Lineage: Eukaryota; Metazoa; Arthropoda; Insecta; Lepidoptera; Pyralidae
Gene: Alr
Product: FAD-linked sulfhydryl oxidase ALR
Exons: 3
Coding region: 250-717 (155 amino acids)
Cellular component (GO): mitochondrion
Molecular function (GO): flavin adenine dinucleotide binding; flavin-dependent sulfhydryl oxidase activity
Source: RefSeq, a predicted model, not a curated record